CUACUUCUUGCACUGUCUCAGACGCACCUGACUACCAAAACCUUUCUUCCUUUCCUCGCGCGCUCUCUCUCUCUGCCAUCGCUAGCAUUCAUUUCUCGUUUGGAUCAAAUUCCAAAACCUCUCCAAAAAUGGCAGCCUUUUCAUACCAGUACAGCCCUUUCCUCCCUGACCCGUGGUUCCCCCAAACCUCUCCCUUUAAGAUUUCCUCCCCUUUAGAGGACCAACCGCCCUCCACCACUACGUAUUUUUCUCAAAUGUACUCACCCGAUCAAUCUCUUCACCAGAUCUCUCUUGAUGCCAGUCUUCAAUAUCAAAGCAGAAGUGUUUUUAGCAACAACAAUGAUCCUUCUGUCACCCACAAACACAGCUCCAAUUCUUCGUCCGUCGUCGAUAAGCCUGAAACCGGCGACGAUCAAGUGGUCUCCAGGCUGACGGACCGGAGGAGGAAGAAGAAGAGCCGAGAUGAUCAGUCUUCCAUCAGCUCAGCCGACCAAUCUAAGGAUGAAAGAGAGGUGAAAGGCAAGAAGCAAAAGAGGUGCAUUAAUGGCGAAGAGAAGACGGGUAAAGGUGACAAGGAGGAGGAGAAGAAGAUUCCUCAUCAUCAAGAAGGCCCAGCUGAAGGCUACAUUCAUGUAAGAGCAAGGAGGGGCCAGGCCACAGACAGCCACAGCCUUGCAGAGAGGGUGAGGAGAGAGAAGAUAAGUGAGAGGAUGAAGCUGCUGCAAGCUCUAGUGCCUGGGUGUGACAAGGUAACAGGGAAGGCCCUCAUGUUGGAUGAAAUUAUCAACUAUGUCCAAUCCCUGCAAAACCAAGUCGAGUUCCUUUCCAUGAAGUUGGCUUCUAUGAAUCCCUUGCUCUAUGACUUUGGAGUGGACUUGGAUUCAUUCAUGGCUACCCCUCAGAGGUUGAAUGACUUGGAAUCACUACUGCCAAAUAGCUAUCCUCUUAUGGACGCUACACCUUCCUUUCUCUUUCAACAAGGCCAGAGGCCAAAUGUUCUCCUUCAGGAUAAGGGACAGCUCUUAUGGGAUAUGGAUGAGCAAAGACAAAAACUUGAUGAUCCAACUGGCUUUGCCAACAACUUGUAUUCUUUCAAUUAAAGAAAUACCAAGCUACGGCUGUCCUACCAACAUCUGUCUGCAGAUUUUUAAGGAAAUCCCAAACCUAGAGGAGGGGAGAGGAAGAGCCACCAGAAAAGAGUGAGCCAAUUGCCAAAGGUUCACGUGCUUUAGUAUCAAUGCCAAUGGAAAGAAGAUUUAAAUCCAUCUCUAAAAAGCUCAUCAGAUUCCAUAUAUGCCUACUAGUACUUCUAGUCCAUGCAGUAGAGAUACAUUCUAUCUCUCUCUAUAUAUAUUAUAUGUAUAUGUGAUUGAAAAUGAACGGUAGCAGAGUGCAAGAGAGGCCAAUGAAUAACCGACCAAAGAUGACCAGAUCUUUUGCAAGAUCCCUUUUUCUGUUCCCACUUUGACUCACCUCCGAGCACAGAUUCCCAUGGCUGCCUACCCUUCUUGUGGCCUAGAUUUUAGUGUGGAAUCAGCCCAAAACAGCAUCGAACAUAUAUAGUACAACGAUUAUGUUGUGUGAUAUGAUAACUAUGAUUGUUCUUAUCGUUAUUGUAGCAGUUAUUUCUGUUUUUACAGUUAGAUUUAGUUUAAUAAAUGUAGCAGUUGAUUUUGUUUGUCCAAAUAUUGUACAAAUAAAUUUUAUUAUUAUAUGGGUUGAUGAUAUGA
Diospyros lotus (date-plum) is the source of this 1730-nucleotide messenger RNA. Its product is annotated as transcription factor bHLH137. Gene Ontology annotation, cellular component: nucleus. The transcript is spliced from 8 exons. The record is from RefSeq and is a predicted model, not a curated record. The coding region runs from base 129 to 1100 and encodes 323 amino acids. Gene Ontology annotation, biological process: regulation of DNA-templated transcription. Gene Ontology annotation, molecular function: protein dimerization activity; DNA-binding transcription factor activity. NCBI's taxonomy places the organism in Eukaryota, Viridiplantae, Streptophyta, Magnoliopsida, Ericales, Ebenaceae.